CAGAAUUCGAAGAAUGUUUAGGCAGGCUCGUGUUGAUGAGUCCUUCCUGUUCCUCUAAUCUGUUGUUCUGUUUCUCUUUUGGAUGCCCAGUUCGUUAUGAGCACGUCAUUGAAGAACAGCAUCAGCGAAACUUCGCCUUUACUGCAGAAUGCCGGGCCUGAAAGUUAUAAUGGAGAGCAGAACGAUGUCGAGAGGCAGAGAAGACAAAGCGAUGCUUCCAAACAUCAGGGGAUGCCAGACAUUAAGAGGCGGAUGAAGUACAUUUUUCCUGCUUUAGCUAUCGGUGUAUUCCUCGCAGCCGCAGACCAAACUCUCGUAGUCUCGACGUACGGAACAAUUGGGACUGAUCUCCACGCUCUCAAUAGCACGUCCUGGAUAGCCACCGCGUAUUUCCUCACCCUCGCCGCGUUCCAACCUGUCUACGGGAAGCUCUCCGAUAUCUUUGGUCGUAAGGAAUGUCUCCUAUUCGCAUACGUUAUAUUCGGCGUUGGUUCCUUCUGCUGUGGACUGGCUCGGAAUAUGAGCGAGUUAAUAGCGGCAAGGGCGUUUGCUGGCAUUGGUGGUGGUGGCAUGACAACCGUUGUCAGCAUUCUGCUAAGCGAUGUUGUAUCUUUGAGAGAACGAGGCACAUGGCAAGGCUACAUCAACCUCGUAUAUGCCGGUGGAGCGGCGGCGGGUGCACCACUUGGAGGCCUGCUGGCCGACAGCGUGGGAUGGCGUUGGUCCUUCAUUGCUCAGGGGCCCCUAUGCGCUGUUGCUUUCGUAGCAGUGUCAGCUGUGCUCCAUCUCCCCAAACAAAACCACUCGCACUGGGUUGAGAAAGUCAUGAAAAUCGACUUUAUCGGCGCAUUGACCCUUGUCACGGCGGUAUCCGGACUCCUCAUCGGGUUGGAUCGAGGAUCCAAUGUCUCAUGGAGCGACGGCAUCACCAUUGCUGCCCUAGGUACAACGCCUCUCUUCGUCGUCUUCGUUCUUGUCGAGAAAUACAUUGCCAGUCACCCUUUUGCUCCAUUUCGAAUCAUCCUCAAUCGGUCACUUUUCGCCUGUUACCUCUGCAAUUUCUUCAGUUUUGGAGGCUGGUUAGCGUCACUGUUUUUCAUUCCGCUCUACUGGCAAGUUCGAUGGGAUCUCAGCGCUUCUCAAGCCGGACUACACCUCGUGCCCGCCAUCUUGUCCGGAGUGUCGGGUUCCCUGCUCGGCGGAAUCUACAUGCAGCGCACAGGGCGCUACUACUGGAUUACCGUCAUCGCCUACACGAACCUCGUGAUCGGCCUAGUCGUUAUCCUCCUCUUCUCCGGCGCGCUCAUGGAGAGCAAGCUCUUCAUGAUCCUAGGAACCUGCCUCUGCGCCUUCUCCAACGGCAUCGGCGUCACCACCACGCUAAUCGGCCUCAUAGCCAACGCCUCGCACUCCGACCAAGCCGUCGCAACCGCGUGCUCGUACCUCUUCCGCUCGCUGGGAUCUGUGUUUGGGAUUUCCAUGUGCGCCACGGCGUUUAAUCAGAUGCUGAGGAAGUCGUUGCAGGCUGCGCUGGGGGGUGGUGAGGAUGCGGAGGAGAUUGCGGACAGGGUGAGGGAGUCGUUGGAGUAUUUCAGGGGGUUGGAACCGGAGGUGAGGGAGGUGGUUAUGGAGUGUUAUGGGAGGAGUACGAGGGCGGCUUUGGGGGUGGGGGUUGUGUUGGUUGCGGGGAGUGCGGUCUUUGCGUGGUUUAUUCGGGAGAAGAGGUUGAUCAGGUGAUAACUGGGUAUGAAGAUGCAGCACCAUGACCAAUAAGUCGCCAGGAGGCGACGCUACUGCCUACUGUUGAGAUCAAGAGUAUGUGACUUGUGAGCCGUCGGCGGCCCCAACCCGCCUCCUGCCCGGCAGACACCUAGUAAGUAGGAGUUUUAAGCUGGGCCAUUACUAGUAACUGUUGUUAGGCCGAGUCAAGAAAGCAGCAACGAGCUGGAGCAGCUGAGGCUUAAUGCGGAGCUGUUCAUCUAACACAUAAUACUAUGCAUGAACACGGCGAGGCGACACCCGC
Molecule: messenger RNA, 2023 nt
Organism: Westerdykella ornata
Lineage: Eukaryota; Fungi; Ascomycota; Dothideomycetes; Pleosporales; Sporormiaceae
Product: MFS general substrate transporter
Exons: 2
Coding region: 97-1737 (546 amino acids)
Biological process (GO): basic amino acid transport; transmembrane transport
Cellular component (GO): fungal-type vacuole membrane
Molecular function (GO): basic amino acid transmembrane transporter activity
Source: RefSeq, a predicted model, not a curated record